Messenger RNA from Meloidogyne enterolobii, 691 nucleotides. Lineage: Eukaryota; Metazoa; Nematoda; Chromadorea; Rhabditida; Meloidogynidae. The record is from the annotation of a GenBank genome assembly.
UUAUUUUUUUAAUUUUUUUCAGUUAAGUUAUAGUUUAAAUUGCCUUUUAUUCAGUUGCUACAAAUUUUUCACAUUAUCGAAAAUGAACGACGAAGAUUAUGAUGCUGGUGCUCAACUUGCUGCUCAGGCAACAGAGAAAAUUGCGGAUCUAGGUCUUGAUGUAAACAAACAGCAAAAGCCUAGCAAUUCGGCAGCGUAUUCUGAGGAUAAAUUGAAGAACGCGUCAAAAGGAAAGUCAAAGACUUCAUCAUUUGGAAAUAGUGAACUGUCUGAGAAGGAGAAGCGAGAGGCUCAAUUGCGUGCGGAUGCGGCUGCCGGGAUGGAUUUAUUUGGCGUAGCUGCUGACCACAAGGAGCAAUCAUUUAAGGAUUUAGAAACCAGAGCAGAUUUUCUUGCGUAUGCUGAAAAAUUGAGUGAACAAAUUACUGAGAGACAUGAACAUACUCAUUAUUUAACUUUUGUUAAUUCUCUUGUUGAAAAAAUGAUUGGAUCAAUGACUAAGCUUCAACUUGAAAUUAUUAGGAGCACUGUUCAGAAAAAUAUUGACGCUCAUGUGAAACGCGAGGAAGAACUGCAAAAGAAGAAAUUGGAGCAGCAAAAGCAGAAAACUGUUAAAAAGGCGAUAAAUAAGCAAGUGCGUGAAGAUCUUUUGGAGGAUGAAUAUGAUGAUUAUGAUGAGAAAUACAAUUGA